Molecule: messenger RNA, 2010 nt
Organism: Owenia fusiformis
Lineage: Eukaryota; Metazoa; Annelida; Polychaeta; Sabellida; Oweniidae
Source: the annotation of a GenBank genome assembly
UGCCUCCAAAGCAUACAUUCGAAUUGACCUUGAGUAUUAUACUUUGAUAAUUCUAUGUAAAGCAAGAUGGCGAGAUGGCAAGUUUUAUUCCACGUCGGGAUAUUUUUCAUUUAUUGCCCGACAUUAUGCGAAGGAGUAUAUCUUACAUCAACUUACGCCAUGGACGCGAGUGUUAGCCGUACAUUUGGGGGCUACUGCGGGGAGACUAUUAGGGAUGAUUGCCUUUGGAUAACGUCGGGGUUGAACGUCUUCGGCUUGUCCAACUAUGGUAACAACGUCGACUGUAUCAUCACCCUUGAUGCAAGUAUCAACGCUGGCAACAGGUACAUGCUUAGGGUGGAGAAGUGGGUUGUACAAUCGUCAACUAACUGUUCGUCCGAUUACUUAGAGAUCUACGACUGGUACUACAACUCUAGCGUCCCUACUCAGAAUGCUCAGCACCUCGUCGGAAGGUACUGUGGCAUUAGUCCCAACUUGACGGGCAUCCCCACUGGACGGGCCGUUUCGUUCAAAUUCCAUACGGAUGGUUCACAAGUUUUCUCUGGGUUCAAGCUCAUCGCAAUAAGAACCACCCCAGUACCAUGUGAGUCAUCGGAGUUUGAGUGUGAGCAAGAUUCCGUUUGUAUCAACGCUGGGUUGAAGUGUGAUGGUACACCUCAGUGCUCUAAUGGGACGGACGAGCUAGGCUGUACAGGAUGGGACAAUUUUCUAGGUUCAAUCCUCCGUCUUGGCUUGGUGGACAUGAUUGCUAUAGGCGUCAUAGUAGUGGGAUCUAUAAUCUUCUUUGGGGUGAUAGGAUGUAUCUUGUGCUGUUGUUGUUGUGGAAAGAAGAAAAGAACAAAUGUGUCUCCUGACCAAACAACCCCUAUAGUAGUCAACGUCAUUGCAGGUGAUCCUAAUAAAGCUAAUGAGCCUGUUGUUGCAACAGUGAAUGAAACAGAACAUGGAGAGGCUAAAGAUAAUAACAUAAAAGCUGACGAUAACCAAACUCCAAUUAAUAGCACACAAACUACUGGAGAUGACAUGAACGAUGUAGAUGAAACCACAAAAGCUGAUGGAGACAAGGCAAAAAGUGAUGAUGAUGGUGACAAUGUUCAUGAUAUUGCAGAAGUUGGGGAGGAAACACAGAAAGAAGAUAAUGAGACAACACCUAUUGAUUCAAAUGCUGCAGUUGCCAUGGAGGAAGAUAAGAUCAAUUCAGAUGUAGAACAUGCACUUCAAACAGAAAAUGAUGAUGAUGAGACACAACCGAAUGAAGAGACAAAAGCAGAUGGAGACGCAAUCCAAGAUGAAGAAGUAAAGCAAAAUGAGGAUAUAAAAUCAGAUGAGGAAAUAAAACCGAAUGAGGACACAAAACCAGAUGAAGACCAAAACAAAGAUGAAGAAGUAAAACAAAAUGAGGACAUAAGAUCAGAAGAAGAAAUAAAACAAAAUGAGGACACAAAACCAGAUGAACAAACAACCUCAGAGGACAAUAUUACAAAGGAACAAGAAAAGCUUAAUCCUAUGGAUGAGAUUACAAAAGACCAAGAUAACACAAAGCAAAUGGAGCCUACGAAUGAAGAUGCCAGCACAGGGGCAGAUGUAGAAACAGCUGACAGUUCCAAUAAAACAUUAGAGACCAUUAAGCAUCAGGCUGAAGCUGGUGGUGGAAUGCCAAAUGUUGAAUAAUAUCUAUGAUACUUGUACAAAAAAGUUCUUCAACAGGGUCAUACUGAUCUACUUGUGUAAGGGUUUGUUCAAAGAUAUACAUUGUCCGAUAAGCAGAAGAAUUCUCAACAGAUUUUAGUUGUCUGGGUUCUUUGAAGUUGUGUACCUUCUUGAAAGGCUUUCCAUACUCAGAAAAAAACUUAUUCAAAUGGGCUAUUGUUUUCAUGAACACUUCUGUACAUAGAUAUUUAAAAAAGAAAUUAUCAAUGUGAUGUAUUUUGAAACACCCAAAUGCUCAAACAUGUCAGGAAAACAUAGAUGUAACAAGACAUUAGCAUGCAAAAUGUCACCACAUGCCAU